AUGCUCGGGCCUUCUAUUUCUUGUUGGUCCCAAGUUUCAGGCAAAUGGCCCUUGCGAACGUGCUUGUCCUGGUCUAAUCGUGUCGUCUCUGGGGCUGAACCCAUCGGCGGGUUGCGCCUGAUGAGCAACUACAGGAUCGUGCACCUGAGGCAAUUGGAGAGCACGGUGGUGGGUAUGAGAAGGAGCGGGCUUGUGAAAAGUCUAGUGUUCGGGGCAACAUCGGAGGAGAAGGGAGGCGGAGGCACUCAAGAGGUUGGAGGACGUGUACUUGGAUCUGGUGCCAAGGCGGGCCUGCCGAAGCUGGUGAAGGAGUCGCUGGCGGAGGCGAGUAUUUAUAUCGGACGACUCGGGGGGCGGUGGAGUGGUUCUACGGGAACUACCCGACACAUGAUCAAAAACUUGUGGUGUACAGUAUGUAGGAGAUGGAAGUGA
Striga asiatica is the source of this 432-nucleotide messenger RNA. The record is from the annotation of a GenBank genome assembly. Lineage: Eukaryota; Viridiplantae; Streptophyta; Magnoliopsida; Lamiales; Orobanchaceae.